AUGGAGGUAGUGCUUAGCCCUCUAAUACUUGUACAAGCAAAUCAAUUACUGGAAGCUCAGCGUCUGCUCGAAGAUAAGACAAGAUUACUGCCAUGUUUACUGCUAUUUGGUGAGAGAACGAGCUCUCAUAUUGAUUUACAAUAUGGAUUGGAUCUUCCGGUACUUGAGUCUAAGGGCGCAGUGAGUUACCAGUCCGAUGCACUACACAAACGAGUAGAGCUUUUAAAGUCUGUUUUUCCACAAUUGAAGGCAUUUGGCGUGAUGUUCGUUAGUGAAGGUCUCAAUCGUACAUGCAACGUUAAAGGGAUUCUUGACGAAUUGACGAAAGAAGGACCUAACAUGAGCUAUUAUUUCACUUACAAUGUGCUUACCGAAAAUUUCGAACUACACUGUUAUCAUAUUGAGCAGCCUCGACUUCGAAUACCCUUUCGCCUCGCAAACAACGACACUCUAUUGGCAGCGAUCAACAGUUCACAACAGUCCAAACCCAAACUUGAUGAUGGUAAUGAGUAUGAGAAACAAGCUGACUUUAAUAAGAAACUGAUUCCAAGAAUCGACAAAAUAAUCAGUUACUUAGAAAGCACCCCGGUUGCCGAUUCGAUCUUGAGGAAGGUGAAUCUCUUGAUUUUGCAAUUGAAGAAGGCUCCAACGGCAGACAUCGAGCAACAAGUGACAGAAAAAGAGAUGGAAUUGCAGGUACUUAACAUUAUAUGCAACCAAUGGGAAACCAGACAGGUGUUAGACAGAAGCCAGCCCUGA
This is a messenger RNA of Lachancea meyersii CBS 8951, 759 nucleotides long. NCBI's taxonomy places the organism in Eukaryota, Fungi, Ascomycota, Saccharomycetes, Saccharomycetales, Saccharomycetaceae. The record is from the annotation of a GenBank genome assembly.